AAUUGAAAUGUGAUAUUCUAAUCGUUUUUAGUGAGAAUUCUUCGCAAGUGCUAGUUUACCUAUCGGUGCCCUGUCUUUUUCUAAUUUUUAGUUACUGGCUGUGGAGAGAAUUUAUUCAUGUCCACUAAUUUCACAUCAUGGACAGAUGUAAUCCAAUCUCUGUACGAUGAAGUUAAAGAUUUUAGAUAUGGAAUUGGAAGUGUUCGAACAAAUGCUAAAAUUACCCAUUACACCCAGCUUGUUUGGGCCACUUCCCACCAGCUUGGCUGUGCAUUCGCCUACUGUGAUCACAUGAAUUUUCAAUAUUACUAUGUUUGCCAGUAUUGCCCCGGAGGAAACCUGAACACCAUAAUGACUCCAUACAAACAAGGAGAACCCUGUGCAGACUGCACUGAUCAUUGUGAUAAUGGGCUUUGCACCAAUGUCUGCAUGCAUGUGAAUAAAUUCUCAAAUUGUGACUCGUUGACCAGUAAAUACGGGUGUGAUGAAAAACACAUAAAAGAAAACUGCAGAGCUACCUGUGAAUGCCCUUUCGCAAUAAAAUAAAAGAUACUUUAAGGGUAAUGCUUCUUCUCAAGAGCAAAGUGACUCCACCAAAAAGAAAACUACUAUAAAAAUUUCAUUGACUUCUUUUAAAUGAUCAAACAAGUUUUGAAAAAUUCUUUGACUAAAUUCAUCCUCUUUCAUCAAUUAAAUGUGAUAAUAUCGGAAUAAAGAAAACCAGGUAACAAAA
Messenger RNA from Rhinolophus ferrumequinum (greater horseshoe bat), 733 nucleotides. Its product is annotated as cysteine-rich secretory protein 2-like. The coding region runs from base 118 to 546 and encodes 142 amino acids. The record is from RefSeq and is a predicted model, not a curated record. NCBI's taxonomy places the organism in Eukaryota, Metazoa, Chordata, Mammalia, Chiroptera, Rhinolophidae. Gene Ontology annotation, cellular component: extracellular region. The transcript is spliced from 4 exons.